Effrenium voratum is the source of this 1017-nucleotide messenger RNA. The record is from the annotation of a GenBank genome assembly. NCBI's taxonomy places the organism in Eukaryota, Dinophyceae, Suessiales, Symbiodiniaceae.
AUGGCUCAGCGUCUAGCGCCAUGGCCUCAACACGGCGGCGUCUUCACGGCUUUCGGCGAGGCAGUGGAUUUGGUGCUCGAGGCAGAAAGCGAGGAGGUGGACAUGGAAGAUGAGACCUGGACCUGGGCUGAACGCGCUCAGAUUUGGCGGCAGCGGCAUCACACGAAAGCGCUGGGCCGUGCAGCACAGCAGCUGCAAGGGUCCGUGUCACAACGGAUGCGUGAGCUGGAAGCCUGGCGCAGCUCGGGCCGCGGGGAUUUGCCCAUCGAGCUGGACCUGGUUCUGCCUGUGGCAGUGACCCUGCGGACUGCUGAACUUCGGCAACUUGCAGAUCCGGCGGCGUGGGAUGAGCGGUGCUGUCUUGCCAAGGACGUUGGCGAACACCUCAAAGCGGGCUGGUGCUUGAUGGGCGGCGAGGCCCUCGACGAUUUCGCAGAAGAAUUGCAUGGCACAGCUCACCAGGCAGCACUACAGCGGCUCCAGGAGCUCACGAAAGGACGUCUUCCCUUUUCCGUGGACUGCAGCCACUCGCUGGCGCUGGGGAUGCCCAUCCUGGAGGCGGCUGGGUGGCAGAUGCGGCUCUUGGCGGGCUGGGUGGCGCGGCAGCGGGCGCGGCAGCGGGCGGAGGAGUUCUGCUCCCGGAGCUUUGGCCAGGCGAUGCUGGCCGAGUCCACGGCGCGGGAGAAGCGGAGGUUGGCAGCUGAAGGCUUCCACGCGGCUGCGGUCGCGCAGCAGCACAAUCUCGAGCAGCCCUUGCUGCCGGCGCGCUAUGAGGACCGUUUGCCAUGGGUGGAGUACCGCACCGCAGAGCGCCUGGUGGCCAGCUCUCGAAGUCAUUUGGCCCGGCGGUCUCGGCAGGCGAAGGCAACACGCUCUGUACAAGGCGGACAAGGCGGGCAGGGUCGAGGUCAUGGCGUCGAUGGCUUCGACACCAGCAGCCCAGCGGCUUUUUGGUCGAAAGCGCCGGCGCCUCCCCGGCUUCCCCCGCCUCCGCCCCCUCCUCCGCCCCCUCCCUGA